This is a messenger RNA of Aspergillus wentii DTO 134E9, 4950 nucleotides long. Its product is annotated as FG-nucleoporin NUP159. Bases 154 to 4719 code for a protein of 1521 amino acids. Gene Ontology annotation, cellular component: nuclear pore. Gene Ontology annotation, biological process: protein import into nucleus; RNA export from nucleus. Gene Ontology annotation, molecular function: protein binding; structural constituent of nuclear pore. NCBI's taxonomy places the organism in Eukaryota, Fungi, Ascomycota, Eurotiomycetes, Eurotiales, Aspergillaceae. The transcript is spliced from 3 exons. The record is from RefSeq and is a predicted model, not a curated record.
ACUUGGCAGCUUCUUAACUGGAGUCGCACCGCACUCCAGCGCCGCUCUUUUUCAUCCUCGCCUCAGAGCCCACCAGCUAUCAAUGCCCGAAAAGCCCGACAAUCUUUAGGCGACCGUCCUCACUCAGCUGCGUCAAGUCUCGAUAAACCCAGAAUGGCUUUUAGCUUUGGGGCAUCCAACCCCGCUGGGGGAAAUGCCCCGGCAGAAUUGGGGCCUGAGCUCCCUGAUGUCUUUACCGAUGAUGUCGGAUUCAAAGGCGUCUCUAGUGAUAGCAAUGUUCGCCUCCUUCGUACCCCUUGGCCUGCCGAUGCUCUCCCAGCCCCAACAUGCGCUCUUUUGGCUGUCGCGCCUAGCAAAGGAAUAGUUGUUGGUGCUGGUCCAGAUUCACUUUCCAUCUCCAGCUCCGAGGCUGUUAGGAAGGUGAUUUCUGCACCUUCCGGGGAGGACAAGGUUAAAACGAAACCAUUCGAGCCGCAAGCAACGAUUUCCCUUUCUGCACGACCCACACAUGUAGUCUUUUGUUCAGGCGACAGCGCUUUGGUGCUGGCUACCGAAAAUGGUGCACAGCUUUCAGUCUACGACACGGCGACUUUGUUACAGGGAAAUGCGCAACCGGCCUUGUCCGUCCCAACAAACGGCGCGUCCUUCCGCGCUAUUGUGCCGAACCCUGCGCCUUCCACCGAAGCCCAUUCGUCCUUUGUCGCCCUCGUCACUACUGGUGGCGAGCUUCUAAUUGCGGAUCUGAAGGGAGGAAACCUGAUUUCAGGGCCAAACGGAAACGUCCUAAAAAGCGGAGUUAGCUGCGUGAGCUGGAGUAAUAAGGGCAAGCAACUCGUGGCUGGACUUGCGGAUGGCACUGGGUACCAGAUGACACCUGAAGGCGUUCAAAAAGACGCAAUACCGAGACCCCCCGAUUUGGAAGAUAACUGUCAUGUAUCGUCUAUCUCAUGGCUCGAAAACGACGUCUUCCUGAUGGUGUAUACGCCGAAUGCCGAGGAGGAUGAUAUGGGGCAAAACCCUCCAUCAUCAUAUUACAUUAUUUCUCGAAGGAAGCAAGCGCCAUUCCUUAUUCAGAAACUGCCAGAAUUAUGUGCACCUUGGGGUCUGAGACGUACCCCCGCCUACCAAUUUAUGGCCCGCUUGAGGGACUACAAACCACACCUCAAGGAUGUUUUGAUCGUGUCUUCUACAGCAUCUACUGAUGUGGGGCUUAUUACACGCUCCGAUCAACCUCUCGCAAGUGAUGAUGCUGCUAAGGGCACCGUAGGGUUGUUCACAAUGACUGAAGUCAACGACGAUACCAAAAAGGCCUCUCCACCUUUGACAGACUCUGGUGAUGAAACCUCGGUCAUCGGUUUAGGCCUUGAUCUUUCCAGCACUGAAAUUGUGGUGGCGCCAAUCCAGGGCGAAGACAUUGCUGAGAGUUCAACUCCUCUGCCAAACUUAUUGCUUCUCAACCAUGAUGGCAUCCUCUCAUCAUGGUGGUUCAUAUAUUCAGAGUCCAUCCGUCAGAAGUUGCCAUAUCAGGGACUGGCAUCUUUGAAUCAGCAACCACAACAACCCCAAGCCCCAGCCCCAGCUCCAGCGCUGCAAGCGCCAGCACAACCCGCAUUUGCACAGUCAGGUUUUGGAGCCUCCGCGGCAUCAAGUGGGCCGUCGCCGUUUGGAAAGCCCUCCACAGCAGCCCCAGCAUUUGGUAGCCCUUCAACUUUUGGUGGCAGCCAGAAACCAUCUUUCGGCACACCAUCAUUCGGUGCCCCUUCUUUCGGAUCACCAUCCCAAAUAGGGUCUGGCUUUGGUGCGCCCAGUGCACCAGGACAAGCUGGACCGCAAUUUGGAAAGUCAGGCUUCGGCUCAAUGGGCACAUCGUCUUUUGGGCAACCGUCAACCCCCGCAAAGCCUCUCGGAUCUCUUCCUUUUAGCACACCGGGAGCGACCUCAGGGGGUGGGUUUGGCUCGUUCGCAGGAGGAGGCGGGAGCGGGUUUGCUAGCUUUGCAAGUGCAAAGCCAGCUGGUGAGUCACCCUUUGGCAAACCGGCGACAGCAAACCCCUUUGGAAAGCCUUCUGGGGCAUCCAUAUUUGGCGGCCAGACCGAUCAAAACACGGCCUUCGCCUCUCCAAAGACCGAUCAACAAAAGCCCGCUUUCGGUUUAGGGUCCAAUGGUUUCGUAUUAGGCUCUGCCUUCAAAGGCGAUGGCAGCGCAGCGAACGAUGGCCCGAAGCCCGAGAAGCCUUCCGGGCUGUUCUCUAUGGGCGAGUCUUUGGAUGAUAUGGUUUCUACUCCCUCAAAGCCUAGUCCUCCCACGGAGUCUAUGGAUGAUAUGGAUGAUGAGCCUGUCGCUCCACAACCGGCACAACCUCCAGCCAAGGAGUCUGCCCCAACUCCAGCACCAGUACCGUCGUUGUUUGGCCAGCCUUCUAAGCCUGCUGCACCAUCUGGACCAACGCCUUCUCUCUUUGGAGCCUUGGCGAAACCCGCAGAAGCUGCACCGUCCGGACCAACGCCUUCUCCCUUUGGAUCCUUGGCGAAACCCGCAGAAGCUGCACCAACGGCACCAAUUAGCAAACCCUUCUCAUUGUUUGGGAAUGCUGGUGCUAGAAAGCAGGUGACCAGUCCUCUAUCCCCUCCGUCGGAGAAAACAAGUGUCCCGAGCUCAACCCCAAAGAAGGAGCAACCGACAGAUGUAGAAAACACCCCUAAAAUUCAGCCGGAAGAGGCACCUCUACCUCCUGACCCGACCACCAAGGCCUCCUAUGGUCCAGGUGAUACAUCUGCAUCAUCCAAUGUAUCAAAGAGCUCGGUUGACGAUGCGCCUCUUCCUCCAGACUUUGUGACAAAACCGAAGCCCGUUUCUAAAGAUGUUGGAGAGCCUCCUCUUCCUCCAGACUUUGUGACAAAGCCCAAAGAGACAAAGGAACCAGCGGUCAAAGCCGAAGAAGCACCUUUGCCCCCCGACCCCACUGAGAUAUCCACAACCAAGCCUGCAGAGACGCCUGGUCCAGUCCCCGAUGAUGGUUCAGAUGUAGAAUCUGAGCAAGAUGGAGAUGAAGAGGAAGACGAACACGCGGAUGACGAGGAACCAGCUGAGGAAGGAGACGGUGAUGAUGCAGAAGAGUCUGGGUUCACUGAUAGUGGGGAGGAUAUCACACACGACAUUAGCCACACAGAGGAAGAGGCUGAAGCUUCACCGGAAAGUUCCUUUGGAAAACCGUUUGGGACGAGUGCAGUUGGGGGAUUAUUUGGAAAAAUUCCGAAGCCAGCUCAGAACGAACAACCGCGGCAAUUGUUUGGUGAAAUCGGCAAACCUAUUUUCCCUCCAGGGGGCCGAUUCAAUCACGAACCUCCGAGAUCGCCUAGUCCAGUGCGGGAUGGCGCCCAAAAAGGCCGGCUUCGACCAGACAAUUUUAGAUCAGCUAGUGCCCCGCAGGGCCCUGGAAAUACUCUUGCUGCUCGAAAGGCCGCUCUCACGGAAACAGCGCUGCGUGAAAGCCAGCUAAAGCCUCGCCCAGCCGAAAUUAAUCGUGAAGAACAAGCUCGAUUGCAUGCCCAGGCACAGCGAGAAGAGGAGGAAGCACUGUCUCUCUCUGACGAUGACGAGGAUGAGAGGCUUCGGGCUGAUCUCGCUCGACCUCUCGAGCCCGUUCCCACACUCGAUCCAUUCUUGCCCCAUCAGGACUACACGGGCCAAACAAGCAAGCCAGGAAUUCCCGGCCAGAUCGAAAGGCUUUACCGCGAUAUCAAUUCCAUGGUUGAUACCCUUGGAAUAAACGCACGAUCCUUGUCUUCUUUCCUUCUGUACCAGCAGUCUUCGGACGACUCCAACUCCGGAAAAUGGGUAGAAACUCUACAAGGGGAUCACCCAGCUGGUGUUCUUGACGAGAAACUGCUUCUUCGCGAAAUUGAGAAACUUGACGAUGCCGUGGUUGUGCUUGCCGGAUCUCUCCAGCAACAGCGGGUGCAAGGCGUGGAAGAGAAGUUGGAUCAGUGUAGAGAGCUCUUAGGCAAAGACAUCUUGACCCUGCGGAGUCAGUGCGCUAGCAUUCAAAAGACUCUUGAUGCGCACACUGAUGCCGCUGCCAUCCUUUCAGCGCCGCUUUCUGCUGAGCAAGCCAACCUUCAGCAGGAUCUUCGAUCAGCUUCCACAGACAUUCAGGCUAGAUUAGCCGAUCUGGAACAAGGAGUAUCUCUUCUGCGAGCCAAGAUUGCGGAUGUUCCUCGUCCUGAUAGCAGCACCAAUGGUCCGCGACCACCUAUGAAACGACCUACUGUGGAGGCAGUUGCGUCUACUAUCGCUACUAUGAUGAACAUGGCCGAAAGCAAGAGUAGUGAUAUCGACGUUCUUGAAGUACAGCUGAAGAAGUUAGGGAUUGACACUACGGCGUCUCCCGCUAGUCGGGAAGGCUCGCCUUUUGCGACUCCUAAGAAGAGCCUUGCAAAGUUCCCAACGACUCCUGGCUCUCGAGGGUCUGUCGAUGUACCUGUCAGUGCUUAUCACACGCCUGAAUCUGCCUCUCGUGGCAUCAAUUUCCGAUCUAGCAUCAGCGGGUCGGCCAGGGUCAGCAGACUUCGAAGUGUCGAGGGUGUUGGUGACCUGGUGACCAAGGAAGAUAGUCAACGAUGGAAGGCCAAGACACAACGCAGGCAACACCUCGUCGGGAACCUGAAGAAGGCCAUUGGAGAAAAGAAGUCGAAGGUUAGGGGCGCGGAUGAUUUGUAGAACAUUUUUGGUGUAUUUUGUUUUGUCUUGCUAGUUUUAGAAACAGCGGGUCACGGCGUGGUUUGAAUACGAGAGAAAAAAAGAUGCGAAUGAUUAUUUAUCUUUCAAGGGUAGCAAGGGUUGUCUGUCUCUCUGUAUAUAAGAAUUCCUGUUUGGCAGUUGGACUCAAAUAUCUAAUAAUUGAUUAAUGAUGAGACUUGAUUGUUGUGAUGUCGAAAACUUGAAGCCAUC